GCGCAAAGCAUAGUUAUAAGUUAGAGAGGAACCGUUGCAGUGUUUUUAUGAAAAAUAUUACCAACAUGGGCUCACUACGUGUGUGCGUGCUCUUGCUUGUGACGUUAGUGCAGUUUCAACGUAUUGCUGGAAAGCCAUUAUUUGGAGAAUUAUUUGGCGACUACCUUUGCGACUAUCUUUGCGAUGACGACGAUGACGUAAGCACAACCACGAGCACAAGCCGCGAGGAUGCCGACUGGGAUGUGUUCGGGAUGUGCACCUGUGGGACGCGCCGCCCGCCGGGGACUAGACGGCGAGGUCAAGGGAUCCCUGCGAAUAUUAAUAUGAGACUACCGCCAUCGGCCAACGGUAUGAACUUCAGCAUGACGAACACCAACGGUGCGUGGUCAUUCCAACUGGACGCUAAUCCGAACAAUCCCAUUGGUGGUCCCGUUGGUUCUUUCCCUGGCGGCGCUGGUGUAAUACCUAUUGGAGGUCCCACAACGUUUACCCCCAUAGUAGGGGGUGCAUCUACUGUUGUAGCGACCACUGCCACCACCGCUAAGCCAUAGAGUUUUGUCACUAAGAUUAAGUUAUGAAAUUUUUUCAAAGCCAAUGUUGAUGGUCUACACGAUGAUAAAUUAGCAAAGCCGCAACAUAAACAGCUUUCAUUUGAUUUGAAAUAUUAUUUUGUUUUAAUUAAUAUAAAAAUGUCGAUAAUUAUAAAGAAAGUGAGUAAAUAUUCGUUUCCACUGAAGUGGAUAACAGAGCGAACUAGCGCAUAAGCAGACAAAUCAGAUAUUUCGUGAUUAAAUUAUCUGUUUAUUCCUGCAGUUCCUACCCACUACACAACGUGUCCUAAAAGUUAGAACUUUAACAGUAAAACACGUAUCUUUCCGUUAAAUUAUAAGGACCGGAUGUGUAUACAUAACUUUAUGUUCGAUUUAUCAAAUUUCUUAGGGAAAGACCACAUCGGCAUCCUGCAUAUAAAUAGCAAUAACAUGCUACACGAUGCGCCGUGGUUUCGUGUGGUUUCUUCCUUAUAGUCACUCUCCUCGUCGCUAGUCGCAAUCUUUUAACAAUUAUUAAUCGAAUAUAAAACUUCUCAUCCAUUCCAAAACGCAGAUUUGCUGCGAAGAGCUUUUGUUUUUUAACUAACGUAAAUAUACAUUGGUUAGUGCUUGGUUUACGUAGGUAUGUAGGUUAGUUUAAGUUAACAAUAAAGUUUUGUA
Bicyclus anynana (squinting bush brown) is the source of this 1211-nucleotide messenger RNA. RefSeq lists its product as uncharacterized. NCBI's taxonomy places the organism in Eukaryota, Metazoa, Arthropoda, Insecta, Lepidoptera, Nymphalidae. The record is from RefSeq and is a predicted model, not a curated record. Bases 48 to 551 code for a protein of 167 amino acids. The transcript has 3 exons.